GUCUCAGGGCGCCAGAAUAGAAGCUUUAGCGCCGAGUGGCAUCUCCGGGCAGCGGCAGCAGCGGCGCCGGCACGUUGGCGGGGCGGCCGCGGCUGGGCACAGGGCGCUCUCCUCUCCCGUCGCUGCCCCCAUGCACCCCCCGCCUCCCGGCUGCUCCGGAGUGCGUGGCGCUGCUGCGGGGGAGGCCGUGAGCGAGGGCCGGGAAGGGCUGUAUCCCAGAGAUGGAGGUAAGUUGCUUAACACUAAAAGACUUGAUCAGCCCAAGACACACAAGAAUCGAUCUGGUAGAUGAAGAUGGGAAAAAUGCACAAAAGGAAAACAUAUUUGAUCAAUCCAGAAUGAAUCCAAAGACUCCCAUGAAAAAUGAACCAAUUGAUUUAUCAAAGCAAAAAGGCUGCACCCCAGAAAGAAAUCCAAUUACACCUGUUAAGCUUGUCGACAGACCUCUGGCAGAUCCAUGGACCCCCACAGCUAACCUGAAGAUGCUUAUUAGUGCUGCUAGCCCUGACAUGAGGGACAGGGAAAAGAAGAAAGAGCUCUUCAGACCAAUUGAGAACAGUGAGCAGAAUGAUGCUUUUCCUGAUUCUGUACAGUAUGAUAUGGUAGAUGAUGGCACAGUGGAUGAAUUUGAAAAGCAGAGACCCAGCAGAAAACAGAAGAGCUUAGGACUCUUAUGCCAAAAGUUUCUAGCUCGCUACCCAAGUUACCCUUUGUCAGCAGAAAAAUCUACCAUUUCUUUGGAUGAAGUGGCUUCUAGUCUUGGAGUUGAGCGUAGGCGCAUCUAUGACAUAGUGAAUGUUCUGGAAUCAUUGCACCUCGUUAGCCGUGUGGCCAAGAAUCAGUACUGUUGGCACGGACGACACAGCCUGAGUCAAACUCUGAAAAACCUUCAGGAAAUCGGAGAGCUCCAGAAAUACGAAGAACAGAUGACUUACUUCCAGCAUAAAGAGCAGGACCUUGAGUAUAAAUUUGGAGAAUGUAAAAAGGAGACCUUUCUGGAUUCCCAAGACAGACAGUUAUUUGACUUUUCGGAGGCAGAUUGCCCCUCUGCAUCUGCAAACAGCAGAAAGGACAAGUCAUUGCGGAUUAUGAGCCAAAAGUUUGUCAUGCUGUUCCUUGUUUCCAAAACCAAGAUAGUCACUCUUGACAUAGCAGCAAAAAUACUGAUAGAAGAAAGCCAGGAUGCAGCGGAUCACAGCAAGUUUAAAACAAAGGUACGAAGACUGUAUGAUAUCGCCAACGUUCUGACCAGCCUAGGGCUCAUAAAGAAAGUGCAUGUCACAGAAGAAAGGGGUCGCAAACCAGCCUUCAAAUGGAUUGGGCCUGUGGAAUUCAGUGGAAAUAGUGAUGAACUGAGAACUGAUGUUCCAACAUCUGCUGCUUUACCAGAACUGAAAAGAGGGGUGUGUGCCCAACAUCAAACCUAUGCUAAUGGAAAACAGAGGCUUGCACGGCAUGCUUCAUUUAACACUGUUCAGCCUUCUGAAGGGAUCAAAAGGAAGGUCAGCUCUGAACCCAACAGCCCACAUAGGGAAAGGCAAGCUUGCAUUGUAGGUUCAGAUGAAUACUGCUCCAAAAUGAUAAAUCUAGCAGCUGUCUGCAGACAGAAGAUGGAAAAGGAUACAAAGAGUAAAAUUUGUGCCACUGAAACAAUCUUAAAUUCAUCAAGGAACCCAGCCAUGAUCUCUCCUUUCUCUGUUCUUCCGGAUCCUGGGGACUCUGAUUUUUGCUUUAACCCCUUACCUCACCCAGUGUUUCCUGUUGCUCACUCAGACAUGUCACACUUCUCUCUGCCAAAUGGUAUGAAUGGCCAAGUUUUGCAGAUUCCCACUUUGGCAGCUUCCAAAACAGAGAAUGGGAAACCUGCUCUGCUCCCCAACCAGCCUUUUGUUUACCUCCCCGCUGCAUCUCUCUUCAUGCUAUGUGGCAGUCCUCAGGAAAGUCUGUCAACGGAGAACCUUCCAACUGCAGGAGAAAAGUGCAACAGAAGCCCUGAGGGGCAGGCCUCACCCCUAAAGCCACAAGCUGCUGUAUGUGCUGUUAACUGUCACAAGCGUAGUUCCCAGAAGUGUGCAUCUCUCUCCACGCCUGCAGCCAGCAUAGAGCCAGCUGCUAAAAGGAAGACUAUGGAGCAGAGUGAUGUUCCCCUCUCAUUGGUGCUACCCAAGAAACCUUUUGAGCCACCUGAUGUAGAACAUCCCCUGGGAAGCAGCUGUGCCUCUAAUGUGCAUCUAGGAGCUUUUCAUCUUGACUUAGGAACUCCUGCUGCUGAUGAGGCUGCAGAAGAGGAUACAACUAAACCUUUCGAUUCUCAGGAGCAGGAAAAGCAAUCUCGGAACAGAGACCUUGAAGAUUCCUCACAGGGAAAAGAGCACAUCUCUCAAGAAAAUACCAAACAACCCUUCUUUCCACAGUAUCUCUAUGUGCAGCCAGCUGCAGGAUUAAGUGGUUUUAACUUCCUGUUUUCUGCAAACCAACCCCCUGGUGCUGUUGGUCUGCCUGCAAGCCAGUUACCAUCUCUUGGUGUUCCCUGUGUGGUAGUGCCGUCUACAUCCUUGGCACCCUUCCCUCUUCUCUGUUCUCUAGCAAUCACCGGGCCGCUUUCUUCUGCUCCUCCUGGCUCUCUUCCAAACACUGCGUCCACGAAUUUCAGCAUGCCUGGCCUAACGUCGACAACGCCCGUCUGUAUUGGCACCACAGCAAUGGUUACUCCGAAGACCUCCAAAAUACCUUCAGUGGAUCCACAGCAGCCGGUUCCUUCUGCGGUACAUUUGAGCCCUAUACUUGGAAGAUCUUGCCGCACCGUUAAACUGGAAUCCCCAGUUUGUACGGGGCCUCCAGUCACCCUUCUGAAACUGCAACAGCCAUCAUCAACCCCACUUACUCCGAAGAGCAUUCGUCCUACACAUCACGAAGCAUUUUUCAAAACUCCCGGCAGCCUUGGAGAUCCAAUUGCAUGGAAGAAAAAUGAAGGCAACCAAACCAGAAAUGCCAGUUCUGUUCAGAGAAGACUAGAAAUCUCCAGUAGUGGCAGUGACUAAUCCAGCUCAUUGCAAAGGUGUGGUCAUAGUGUAAUAUGACUUCAUAGUUGUUACAAAAGAAGCAGCUAUCGCAUAACAAGAGGAGCAUGUUAAAAUAUCAUCCCUAUUGGCACACUUCCCUGUUGUGUAUUUGCCCACUAGUUCUUUAACUUUCUCUUUCAUGAAUCAUCCCUAUCACUGAAAUAUCUUUAUUAAUUGCUCAUUUAAUACUAGUUAGGGUUCAAACUUUGUGCACGGUGCAGCAAUGUGAGCAUCAAAUUGCAUUUGUGGUUUUAAUUUGAAAAAUAUCAUAUUGCUGUGAGGAGAUGCAAACAGACUUACUGGAGUCUCAUGGAGCUUUUUUGUUUUUUCUUGUUUGUUUGGGUGGUGGUUUUUAAAUGAGCUGUCUAGCACUUAUCUAGGGUGAGUGUUUUUUACAUGUCCUCUACUUACCCUGAGUAAAUCUGUGGUAAAAAACGAUAACCUCCUGCAGUUGUAAAAGCAGCGGCUUGCUGGGUUCCAAUCUGUCAAGUUCUGCCUCAGCAAUGCAGCCUCUUGUUAUUUAUUUUGUACAUUGGAAUGGGAUUUAGUGCAAAAUUUUUGCAGCCUCAAAAUAACAGAUUUUCUCAGGGUACGACUACUUGAAUAUUAAUUGGCUGUUGUACAGUUUUCCCUGCACUUGUUUUACAAAAGCCUAAUAAACUUACAGUAUGGAUGAAUGUAUACAUAUGAAAAAUAUUAAGACCAAAAUAACUGUGAAUCUUAACUUUUGUUGGUAGUUGUGUUAAUGAACUGUAUUAGUCCUUGUCUUGUGUCUUUUACUGGGCAACAUGUACAAGUUAAUUGACAAAUAGUCUAGAAGCUGGUUCCUAAAUAACACAAUCUGACUAAUUUGGGAAUAGUGAACCUUUGAAAUGUGUGUAUUAAGAUUUCAUCUCCAGUUGAAAUAUAUGGUCUAGAAUCUCUCUCUAAAGCCAGAUUACAGUGAUGAGCAGUUACUCACAAGAUUAGAUCCAGUUUCCAAAGGGAAUACUCGUGUGCAUAACUGUUCACCAGUGACAAUAGGGGGUUUUGGUAACUCUCAUUAGAAAGAAUAGUUAUCCAACUACGUUUUAAUAUGGCUGGAGAUUAAGAACAGGGACGGUCCCCCAUGAAUGGCAUGUUUGAAUACACUUGAAAAAUGAGAGGGUUUGCAUUUAGGCACAUAUAUGGCUAAAUUGUAGAAAGAGAAUAUCAAUGAGCAGGAGUCAUGAAUUUGGAAAGAGGGGGAGGUAGUUACCUUUAUUCCUGGAGGGAAGGUAGGAAUAAAGAAAGGCAUAUGUCACACUUAGCGUUCAGAGUCCUCAAAGAGUGGAAAUAAUGUAAUGGUUAGUACUGAUUUGAGAUAUUUUCACAAACUUAGUCUGCAAUUGUAUUUUUUCAGUCUUUUUUAAUAUUAUCAUGUUGUUUUGAGUUUUUAUCAGAAAUAUGGGUAGCCACAUCAGCUCUUUCAUGCAGUGAGAAUGUUGUGUGUUUACUGGUAUUGCUCCCUUGAGAGCAGUCAGUCUAGUGUGCUACUUCUCCAGUCUUGGGAGUGAAAGAUGUUGUUGUGGGUUUUUUUAUAAGGAAAUGUGUCCUUACAAUAUGGAAUUUAAGAAUGAAUUUUAGUGGAGCUGGAAGUGGGAGUACGGUGGCCUUAUGUUAGAAGUAGACCAAUAACAGCCUUAUAAGGAGGGAGUAUUUUAAUCCCUUUUGAAAAACAAAAACAACUUGAGAGGAGAAUUAUAACAGAAAAUUUCAGGUGUGGGGAAGGGAAACCUUACCACUGUCAAAACUUGUUUUAUUUUUUACACUACAGUUUUGCAAGUUUACAUGAUUGUAUUUGAUUCAUUUUUUUUCUUACACACCCAAUUAUAAAUUGCUUUCCAAAGUGAAAUGAAGUCUGUAGCUAACAUUAAUAGUGCCAAGCAUAAUUGCAGCUACUGAUGCUGUGAUUCUUCCUCAGCUAGUACAAGUCAGUACCUGUUCAGGCCUGAAACAGACUGCUAUUGUUCCAGAUUGUGAGACUAGUGUAGAUUCUCCGUACAAUCUGUUUGCUCCUGUACUUGUGAGCAGCAUGUUAGUGAAAUGGCAGUCUGGAAGGAGGAGGAGUGAUCUAAAAUAUUAAGCCUUUUUACUCCACAGUUAAAUCAUCAUUGCAAAGCCCAUCUCAUUUUGUCAGUAAGGGCGCUCUGUUUCAUGACUGACCUAAUUAUUCUUAAACAAACAGGGACAGAAAAUCUUCAGUUUCCAAUAUCUACUUCCACAUGUUGACUUUUCAUUAAAACACUGGGCCUGAUUCUGAUCUCAUUUUCACCAAUGCCAAUCAGGCAUAACUCUAUUGAAGUCAGUGGAGUUAGACUAAUUAUGGUGAGAGCAGAAUCAGGCCUACUUAGCUUUUGUAAUAUACAGAGAGUGCAAGGGUUGCUAGGAGGCUUGACGCUGUCCCAUUUAUGUCAAUGGCAAAACUCUCACCCAGGUAAAUAGGAGCAGGAGCGAGACCACUGUGGAGUGUAAAAUAACCUAUCAAACCAUGCUACCUGCAGAAGAACUUGCAGCAGUUACCCCAAAUCAAGUGCAGCAGACCUAUUUGUGGUAGUCGAGGCAAUGGCAGUCUAUACUUCCUCUUCCAUUGUGUUCAGUGAAACAAAUCAGCAAAACCGCGAAAGAGAAGCAGGAUUGGAAUUUGCACUGAGGAAAGUGCACGUGCACGAUAUUGUGCAGGGUUUGUGAAACCUUUAUGCUCUGGUACAAGUGU
Molecule: messenger RNA, 5796 nt
Organism: Caretta caretta (loggerhead turtle)
Lineage: Eukaryota; Metazoa; Chordata; Testudines; Cheloniidae
Gene: E2F7
Product: E2F transcription factor 7
Biological process (GO): regulation of transcription by RNA polymerase II
Cellular component (GO): RNA polymerase II transcription regulator complex
Molecular function (GO): RNA polymerase II cis-regulatory region sequence-specific DNA binding; DNA-binding transcription factor activity, RNA polymerase II-specific
Source: RefSeq, a predicted model, not a curated record